Molecule: messenger RNA, 1265 nt
Organism: Benincasa hispida (wax gourd)
Lineage: Eukaryota; Viridiplantae; Streptophyta; Magnoliopsida; Cucurbitales; Cucurbitaceae
Source: RefSeq, a predicted model, not a curated record
UUAAGAUGUCAAUACAUUUCAGAAUACCUGUAGUCGACCAAUUUCUCGGUCAAAUAACGAGCUUGGCCUAAAUUGCUAAUGCGAAUAAGACUGUGAAGGAGAAGCUUACCCCAAGGCAGUUAGAGAUGUUCAAGAGAAUAGUUUUUGGGUGAUUUAUAGACGUUGACAUGGUGUUCAACAACCCAAUUAUCCAUCAUAUGUUGUUGAGAGAAGUGAAAAGCACGAGAGCUGACUCAAUCUCAUUCUUUGUUGGUGGAAAGGUCGUCACUUUUUUAAAGGAUGAUCUUUUGUUGAUGUCUGGUUUGUGGCGAUCCCCUACUUGAGUUCAUUAAAAUGAGCAGUCCUCGUAUGAACUUGCAAUCAAGUAUUUCGGUAAUUGAGUGACGAAGGACACCUUACAUGUCCGUCUACUAGAAGAAAAAUAUAAGGAAUUGGCAUUUGAAAAUGAUGAGGAUGCUGUGAAGAUCACAUUAGUCUACUACACGGAGGUUGCAAUGAUGGGAAAGAACAAACAGAAAAAUACAGUGGAUCUUAAACGUUUUAAGGACGUUCAAAACAUAGAAUACUACAAUAGUCUAGAUUGGGGUACCAUUAUUUGGGAGAGGACACUUGAUGCCCUAAAGAAUGCAUUGAAUGAUAAGAGUAGCUUAUACAAGAUGAAGGUGAAAGAAAAUAAAAAUUAUGUCGUGAAGUACUCUUUGCAUGGAUUUCCACAAGCGUUCCAGGUAUGGAUGUACGAGAUCCUAGCAGCAUCAAUAGCUGGGAACAUUGUGGAACGAAGGAGCAAGGUGGCUUUGCCUCACAUAUUACGAUGGUCAUGCUCUCACUCAGUGUCUUUCAAAGAACUCGAGAGAGACAUAUUUGAGUCUAACAAUACAAAUGUUAAAGGGGGUCUUGUCAUGACCAACGCUGAGAGGGAGUUUCGGGAUACCCCAGUGGACAGACAACCUAUAUUCGAUCUAGGUGCCAAUGAUGAUAGUGCUGAAAGUGGCAGUAGGUCGAGUAGUGGGGGUAGUUCUGAAAGCGACGGUGAUGAUCAUCGUGGAGGUAACAAUGAUGAAUGUGGAAGAGUGGAAGGAGGGGAUGAACACGAGCAUUCUGAGCACGAGGAUGCUAAAUGUGGAAGGGUGGAGGGAGGGAUAUACACACCUAGUGAUGAUAUGUUCCUUGAUGUGGUGGAUCAUGUAGAUAUUGAGUUGAAUGUUGAUCAGCACUUGCCUUGUCAUCGCAACACUACGUUGCAACUCUGCUUGUUGCUCGUGUAA